Suillus subalutaceus is the source of this 808-nucleotide messenger RNA. RefSeq lists its product as uncharacterized. The transcript has 2 exons. NCBI's taxonomy places the organism in Eukaryota, Fungi, Basidiomycota, Agaricomycetes, Boletales, Suillaceae. The record is from RefSeq and is a predicted model, not a curated record. Bases 215 to 691 code for a protein of 158 amino acids.
GACAGUGUUCCGUUUCUAUCAUGUCAGGGAGUUGGAUGCGGACCGUGAGGUGAAGAAGCAGGUGUUGGAGGAGAGUGGGCUCAAUGAUGAAGAUUUGCCUUGGGUCACUGAUCAGAGUUUGCAAAGGACCGACCUUGGACCGACCCUGGACUUCAAGGAAACCUGUUUAAAGAACAAUGCCCUCGGCUAGAAAAUUUGAAGAAGCUCAUCCGAUAUGAUGAUUAUUGACCCUAAUACCGUGACACGGUGGCAAGCACGUGACACUUAUGUGGUUUGUUUAAUAGGUCGCGGACUCGCGUUGUGGUCUCGCAGUGGUGGUGAGAUGGUGCUCAAAAUAGCCGGCUGGGUGUUCAGCUUCGAGCAAGUGCGCGCAUGGUUAAAGAAGCAAGACCACCCAUACCAGCACUCGCCAGACGAGUUCCUUGCUACCGAGCUCAAUUUCUGGUUCAAAGAGAGAAACAUCGAUUAUCUGUGGGCCGUCGGCACGGACUAUCCUCGAGGGAGCAUGCAGCCAGUCAUCGUAUUGGCUCGAAGGCGCAGAGAAGAUCCCAAGUCGACGGUGUCUCAUUUCUACCGUGUCAGGGAGUUGGAUGCAGACCGUGAGGUGAAGAAGCAUGUGUUGGAAGAGAGUGGACUGAAUGAUGAGGAUUUGCCUUGGGUCACUGUCGUGGAUCCAUUUUUCGAAUACUGAUUGUUGUCGUGGCUUGAAUGCAAUCGACGAAAUGGCGAGGUUCAUUUAUCGUGUAAAUAACAGUAAACUUAACGCCUUGGACUGUUACAAUGACUUGACAAGCGGUUGUGAAGUUUC